AUGGCGAACCGGGGCAAAACUCACAAUGAAGAGGUCUACUGCAUCAAGGACCUCGCGCAACUGGGUUCAAGCAAGAUGAAAAAGGCUUAUCGCGAAUAUUACAACGAGGGAGCUAUGGACCUCAUCACACCGCUGAUCAUUCAUAACGGUUUGCGAGAGAACGAAUCAGCUUACGACCGAUACAUGAUCCGUCCUCGUGUACUCCGCGAUCUUUCCAAACUGGACACCAGUACUUCCAUCGUCGGAUGCAAGGUAAAGUUUCCCUUCGGAUUCUCUCCAACUGCCAUGCAGACACUGGCACACCCGGACGGAGAGGAGGGGACAUCCAAAGCCUGCGCCAAACUAAAUACUCUGAUGGGCCUAUCAAACUACUCUACAAAGGAACUUGAAAAAGUCAUCUCACACAGCACGGGAAACCCUUACGUGAUGCAGAUGAGUCUUCUCAAGAACAAGAAGGCUAUGAUUCAGAUGAUCAAGCGUGCGGAAGCCGCCGGAUUCAAGGCACUAUUCCUCACCCUUGAUGCCCCGUACUUGGGUCGACGACUAAAUGAGUACCGUAACAAGUUCGCCGUGCCCGAGGGCAUGGAAUACCCCAACCUGUUCCCGGGCGUUGAUGUCACCAAUCUUGAGGACGGCAAUGGCCUACGACUCCUCUAUCGAGUGGCCACAGAUCAUGCCCUUUUUCCGUCAACACACCAACAUGGAGAUCUGGGGCAAAGGGAGUAUGUAUACCAUCUCCUUCAAAACAUUGUUUACACCUCUGGAGACGGCGAACUCGCCAUCAAAUAUGGCUUUGACGGAAUUGUAAUCUCAAACCACGGCGGUCGCCAGCUUGACAGUGUCCCCUCCAGCCUUGACGUUCUCCGCGAGAUCGUCCCCGUCGCAAAGGGCAAGAUUCCCAUCGCUGUUGACGGUGGUAUCCGACGUGGUACCGAUAUUUUCAAGGCUCUGGCUCUUGGUGCUGACUUUUGUCUUGCUGGACGCCCGGCUAUUUGGGGUUUGGCUUACAACGGCCAAGAAGGUGUGGAGCUUGCUCUUAACCUGCUUUACGAUGAAUUCAAGACAUGCAUGGCAUUGGCAGGGUGCAAAAACGUGCCUGAAAUUCAGAAGGAGUUGGUUUCGCUACUGCAGCCGGAUGGUCGUUUGUUGAAAUUGUAA
Molecule: messenger RNA, 1158 nt
Organism: Penicillium hordei
Lineage: Eukaryota; Fungi; Ascomycota; Eurotiomycetes; Eurotiales; Aspergillaceae
Product: alpha-hydroxy acid oxidase
Exons: 7
Coding region: 1-1158 (385 amino acids)
Molecular function (GO): oxidoreductase activity; FMN binding
Source: RefSeq, a predicted model, not a curated record